UUGAGUAAACUUCUGGUGAGCUCAAAGUAUUCCCCAAACCCUUUAUUUCCUAAACCCUUCAUUCCUACAACCCUUCAGAGAAGAAAGAGCAAUCUUGCUGUUUUUUCUCUCCACCCUCAGUGAUUUUUGUCGACUGCACCAAGCCUUUUCUGUCGGGAUGCCUCGAGGAAAGUCCCACCGCCGAUCCGAAGCUGCUUGUCGCAGGGUUGAAGCAACUUGGGCUCAGCGUGUCAGGAUGCCAGAGCCUUCCAGCGACUUUGUUCCACGUUGUGGUACCGGCUGGCGCCACAAGGUCAAGGAAUGGCCAAUGAGUGAGGUCACCCUGCACCGUCACAAGUUGGUCAUUCCUGCUGGGAGUACUGGUGAGAAAUUCAUCCUUCUCAUCGGGGCCUCCCAUUUGCGGUCUAUCGCAGACGGCAUUGUUCCAAUGCCAGGUAACCGCAUUGCUUUUGGGGUCAUGUCGACUCCAGGGGCGUGCGCAGAUGACCUGCACCGCGAGGUUCUGCACGCUGUAGUUCCUCGUGAGCCUGACGCUGUUUGCGUCAUGGCUCCAUCCAACAACCUUAUGGCCAGCAAAACACCUGAACAGGCGGGACAAGCUUUUGAGCGGUACCUUUUGGCUGUUUUCAGUCGCUGGCCUAAGGUUUUUUGUACCGCUAUGGUUCCGCGUUUGACGGAGUCCGAGGACAAGAUGAGAGCCUUUCAGCAGGAAUUUCAUCGUUGUUCGAACCGCCUGGGCGUGACUUAUCACCCCAUCGACGACUAUUUCCCUCGGACCCAUCCUCACAUGUGGAGCCGUGAUGGUAUCCACCUCAGCGAUGAAGACGGGAUGCCACUUCUCGCGGAACUGAUGUGGAUUGCUGCCUAUCAGUUCCUGGAGACACCAGAACCAAAGCCACUGGUUCAGAGCCAGGUGUCUCGUCCUUACAAGCCGAGAUUUGUGCCCCGUGUUGUUGUGAAGGGUGUGGAACGAGCUCCACCUCCACCCCCUUCCGAGUGGACGCUGGUGAAAUUUGGCAGGAAGAGGAACCAUUCGGGGGAAUCUGAGUCCACCUCUGAAAAGAGUGGUUCAUCGUGA
This is a messenger RNA of Girardinichthys multiradiatus, 1078 nucleotides long. RefSeq lists its product as uncharacterized. Bases 158 to 1078 code for a protein of 306 amino acids. The record is from RefSeq and is a predicted model, not a curated record. NCBI's taxonomy places the organism in Eukaryota, Metazoa, Chordata, Actinopteri, Cyprinodontiformes, Goodeidae. The transcript is spliced from 8 exons.